Molecule: messenger RNA, 1307 nt
Organism: Physella acuta
Lineage: Eukaryota; Metazoa; Mollusca; Gastropoda; Physidae
Source: RefSeq, a predicted model, not a curated record
UUCGAAACCAAAUCUAAACAAACUGGUUUGGUCACAUUCUGAAGCUGGAGCAGAUCGCCCUCCAUGCCCAGUGAGUACCUGAUGACCUUCUGACCUCUCCACUGACCAUCAUGGGCAACACCGUGCAGGUCACGCACCCUUACAUUGUGGACGAGUUUGAUUCCGAUGAUGAUGAUGUCACCUAUGAGAGCGCUCCGGAAUCCCACGAGUACAACCGACUGCGUCAAAAUGGCAGCGAGGAGGACUCGGAGGAUGAUCACGCGGGUCAGGGCAGCUCCCAGACCCAGAAGUCUGAGACUGACCCGCAGCUGGGCCAGCUCCUGGAGGUGCUAGACAGCUUCAACUUUGAGGGCGCCCACAAGGCAGCUGCUGUCCUGAGGGACAGCCUGGUCAAGACUGACCAGAGCUCUCUGAAUCAGACCAGCAGUACAGAGCCCAGGUCAAGUUAUGUGGAAGUAAGCAAGGAACGGUCAACCAUCUCCGUCUCGUCAGAGGAGGACCCAGCAGUUAUCUCCCCUGGUAUCUCCAGCAACAUGAGUCUCCAGUCCUCGUUCUCAUUUUCUGACCAACACAGCGCUCACCUUUUUUCUAACCAACACAGUGCUCACCUUUUUUCCCGCAAUCAGAGUGCUUCCCCCGUUUACGAGAACGUGAGCGCCCCUCCAGUUCUUGAACACAGACACCCCACCCAAGCAGCGCAAGAUGAGCGCACCAGUCAGUCCCUGGACACCAUCUCAAACCUCCCGCUCAGCUUCUCUAACACACUCAAUCAGACAAAAACAAGCUCGUCCAAGAAAUCUGAAGAGGAGGUUAAAGCAGAAAUCCUGGCCAAACUUGACGAAGACCUCAGCCAAUUUGAGGCGGCUGAAGAAAACAUCACCAGCCAGUUGUUAAACACCACAGCCACCACCCCCAAAGUGACGUCAGUCAGCUCAAAGAGGGAGAACUCUAGCUGGAGUGAAAGUAGUGUUGAGGUUACAGGUCAGAGAGCGCCGGAGAAGCAGAGAGGGUUGUCCCCCUUUGGUCGCAGCUCCCGCUCCAGGGUGUCCGGGAUACCCAGGUACGGCGGCUCCUCCCACGGGAGUUCAUCAUCCACACGCGCCUGGGCCAGCAGCCUGUCACUGGAGUCGGAGACGGAUCGGAUGACUUUGGAUUAUUGUCCUACAGAGAGUAACGCAGUGUCCAUCCACGAGUCAACAGAUCAUCUGGGUCAAGCUCACAGACCUGGGGAGAGCACAGCAUGGGAGAUCAACAUUUCUGAACACACUGGACGAGCCAAGAAACAGACCAAGCGUUCAGGUCAGUAG